Molecule: messenger RNA, 3503 nt
Organism: Betta splendens (Siamese fighting fish)
Lineage: Eukaryota; Metazoa; Chordata; Actinopteri; Anabantiformes; Osphronemidae
Gene: ciarta
Product: circadian associated repressor of transcription a
Exons: 6
Coding region: 259-1278 (339 amino acids)
Biological process (GO): circadian regulation of gene expression; negative regulation of DNA-templated transcription
Cellular component (GO): nucleus
Molecular function (GO): RNA polymerase II cis-regulatory region sequence-specific DNA binding
Source: RefSeq, a predicted model, not a curated record
GCCCGUUGAGUACGUUGUGUGCAGGUUGGAGGUCUGACAAAGUAAACGAAACACGAGCAGUGAGAGAAGACAGGGAGUGACUGUGAGGCGGGACAGCAGCAGGAUUAAUCAGCACAUCAGCGCUUACAAACACCACCGAUUGCUUCGCCGCAAGACUCCGAAUUGCUCCACUUACUUAAAAAGCCGUAACGUGCCUCCCAAAGCCUCUUCGCUGAUUUUAGUGUUUUUUUUCGGAUUCGGUUCUGCUCCAUCUGAAAGAUGAAUUCUUUGGGCAGCUCGUCCAAAUGGUCAUCUUACGACUCCUUACCCUCCGCCUCCAGCGUCCUCCUCAGCGAGAGCGACCAGACUGAGGAUGAGGCGGAUGUCUUCUCGGAGGGAGAGGGCUACAGCGGAGGAGCCAGUUCCCUCUCUGUUGAUAAAGGAAUCGCAAUCCCUGGAAACUAUCUUGAUUUCCCAGGUCAGACGCGCGACACGCACUCCAGGUCCAAGUGUGACCCGUUGAAACGCUGCGCAGGUGAAACAAAUCCUCCUAAUUCAGCCCCGUUUCCUGGAGCCGCCACCUUGGGGGCAUCCGCUGCCUCACCUGGAGACCUGGCCUUUGCUCAGAAGUGUGCAGAUCUGCACAGGUUCGUCCGCCCUUUGCUUGAGCUUCUACACGGCCUGAAGACAGGGCGAUUUGACAAAGGUUUAAGCAGUUUCCAACAGAGUGUUGCCAUAGACAGGUUACAGAGGAUUCUUGGGAUUCUACAGAAACCUAAUAUGGGGGAGAGGUAUCUCCAAAAUCUGCUGCAGAUCGAGAUGAUGCUGAAAGUAUGGUUCCCACAUGUGGCUUUUCAGUGCACAGACACACCAAAGCAAACCACCACCCCCAUGCUUCUCCAACACUGGCACCAAAAUCAGCUCCACAUGCCCGUUAAGAAGAGAAAGCUGAGCUGGUCUGACCCCGCGCCAGCCAAGCACAGGCACCAUCAACACGACAAACACGGCAGCUGUCAGGCGGCGGCGUCACUCCACGCCGUUUGCACAUGUUCACCUGGGUCGGCCAAGAGACGGAGAUCUCCCGAGGAAGAAACCCAAGCGUCUGGGAACAGCUGUACAGCCAGACGUGAGUUUACAGACAGCCCCGGGGCUGCGAGCAGACCAUGCUUUCACGGCAAGAGAAAGCGCGAGAGCGAAAACCACUCCCAGAUUCCUCGGACCUCCCCUUCUGGCAGCCAGGCUACGCAGGACAGCGCCGUGUCCUCAAGUGACUCCGCUACUACCGAUGACUCACCAUAGCUGGCCUUAGACGACCUUGCCACCACACGGAGGUGCUGCAGCAUGCCAGCCAAAGACAGAGGGCGUGCUUCAUUACAUAAGCACAAAGUUAGGUGCAGUUACAGUGCGUGAUGGCUGCGAGGCACGUAGAGCCGGAGGAGGAGAGAUCCAGCGUCCGUCGCGUUACCUUCAUUCAACUGCUCCUCUUAUGGCCAAGCAUUAUGAAGCACAUGUCAAUGUCUUAAAAGAACCGGACUGAAUCACUAAACACUUAAGCUCUUAGAGCUGAUCUAAUAAUUGUCAUUCGAUGAGAUGUACAACUGAUUUUCAUUUUCCCUAAAACAUAACACAUGAACAGAAAACCACACAGUUGACUGGUGUCUGAGCACCUUUACAAACUGCAUUGAUGGAUAUGAAAAUGACAAGUAGAUACAAAACAGGUUUGUAGCAAACGGCUGAGGUUUAGGUUAUUUAAAGGGAAAUAUAUUCCCUUUGACCCUUUGUUUUUAUCACGUUGGUAUUGAACAUCACAUCACCACUGUGUUUUUUUUAAUGUUAUCUUUGCAAAUAGAAACUUGAAGGAUUACUAAGCUCCUAAGAUCUGCAGCGUGACGGCCGAGCCUCGUGCUUUGGAGGAGAGGAUGUCUGGUUUCACUAAAAGCACGUUUCCUUGGUUCCUAAUUCCUCACAUCAUUUGCCAAUGAGAAGCAUCCAGAAAACUGAUCCUGAUUACACCGCAGGUAUUGCACUAUAUUACUGGUAACGUUUGUAUAUAUUCACUUUGACAAAGUUCAAAUUUAGGUCUGUUGUGAAUUUUUUAAAUGGAAUGCAGUUUGUCAGUGUUGGGUUUCAAACCAAAAACAGAUAUCACUUACAUGAAAAAAGGAAACGCAGUACGAGCAUAGUUUCAACUAAAACAAGUACGUGUCAUAUGUCUUCAAGAUUUUACACAAAACAACUUCAUUAGCUGCUUCCAGGUUCCUGCAUUUGAUGUUAUUUUGCUUUUAAUUUAAACGUAUAAAAAUGUGUGUUGGUGUCACCACAUGCUCCGACCUUAUUAUGAACAUUUUGCACAGUUUCUAUUUUAUAUACCUGCAUCAAACAUUUAUAUUCUGAAUUAAGAAAAUGACCUGCAUCUUAAUUUGUAGUGAAAAUAAGCAGCUCCAGUCUUUACAAAACAUCUAGAAAGUUGUUCGAAGCUGCUUUAUUGAUUGCAUGGCAAAGGCACAACACAAAAAGUGGUUAAAAUGUGCCAAAUACAAAACUCUUCUGUAUAAUUAUCUGCUUUAAACUCACUAUUACACACACAACACCUUUGCUUCUAUGUAAAUAGGAACACAUGACGUUGCAUGUGUGGUAAAACAUUACCACAACCUAAAGCAACAAUGCUUUUUCCACUUGGGUCAAGAAAUUGUAGAUGCUUGAUUGGAGGCUACUCUGUUUUUGCUUUAGGAGCCACUGAGCGGGCGUUUGGUUAGAAAAACUUAAAAAUGUAAUAUGUCAAACACAUUAUUUUUGAACCUAUUUAAAUUAGAAUUAAUGUGAGAGCUUCUUUUAAGAUGGCUAGUAUUUUAUUUCCUGCAGACCCGUGGAGACAACCACUGUGCUGCCUAUGUCCUAUUUUAAAACUGAUUUGUUUUACUGACAUGCUGUUGUGUCAUUUGUAUCACUCCAAGUGCUUUACUCAGGAUCAUGUGAGAAGAAAUAAUGUCAUUAAGAUGUGAUAAAACUAUUUCCAUUGCUGAACCCAUUGCAUUAGCAUGUUUGGAAAUGGGAUAUCAUUCAUGUUGAAUGGCAUUGCAUCUCUGGUAGUUUGUCACCAGUCAGCCUUACUUACUGUAUAUGACAUACAUACUUAAACAUGAAGGUAAAUCUAUCAUUUAACCACCUGUGUCAGUGCAAAGCAAAUGUGCAGAUUUUCCUUGGGCUUCACUAUUAUUAUAUUUCAUUAGUCUGAGUGUGGACAAAGGAGAGCAGCAGUGUAGUGUUGUUUUGUUGAUUAAAGGUGGCAUAGUAUGUGCUUUGCUGUGCCAGGUUACAGUUAUGUGAAACAUUUGUGAAAUAGAACAACACUGAAAGUAAAGUAGAUGUUUUUUUGUUACAGCUUUGUUUUUUGUUUGUUUUUUUUAUUGUCAUUACUAUAAUGAAUUGAUAAAUGCACAUAUUUUUCUAUAUUAAAUUAUGUGGUUCAUGAAGAAACAUGCAGUGUGAUUGUUAAUGUGUAGAAUAAAAUACACUGACAGUCA